UUGUGUUAUUUUAUGACAGGAUACCUCUACCAGCUGCUGGCUGCCGUCAUCAAGGGGAACCACACCAACUGCUCACAGUUCGCCAACAGCCACCGCCUCAACUGGCUCUUUUCUCGUCUGGGGUCAGCCGGCGAGGGAACCGGCAUGCUCGAUGUGCUCCACUGUGUCUUGAUAGACUCCCCCGAGGCUCUCAACGUUAUGAAGGAGGAGCACAUCAAGGUGAUUAUCGCCCUGUUGGAGAAGUAUGGCCGCGACCCCAAGGUGCUGGACGUACUGCGCUCCCUGUGUGUGGGCAACGGUACGGCCGUCCGCUCCUCGCAGAACAACAUCUGUGAUUACCUCCUUCCUGGCCGCAACCUCCUCCUCCAGACCCAACUAGUGGACCAUGUAUCCAGCGCACGACCCAACAUCUUCGUGGGCUUCGUGGAAGGCUCAGCCAUUUACCAGAAGUGGUACUACGAGGUGACUCUGGACCACAUCGAGCAGAUAUCACACCUGUCUCCACACUUGCGUCUCGGAUGGGCCAAUACGAAGGGCUACGUUAGCUACCCUGGAGGAGGUGAGAAGUGGGGUGGCAAUGGCGUCGGCGACGACCUCUACUCUUACGGAUUCGACGGCUCGUACUUGUGGACGGGCGGGAGAUAUACCCUCGUCAAUCCUAUUGAUUCGGAACCGCUGAUCAAGAAAGGCGACGUGAUUGGCUGCGCCCUCGACCUGACGGUGCCUAUUAUUACCUUCUACGUGAAUGGCCGGCAGGUAAACGGAGCCUUCACGGGCUUCAACCUGGACGGAAUGUUCUUCCCUGUGGUGUCUGCAUCUGCCAAGCUCAGCGCGAGGUUCCUGCUGGGCGGUGAACACGGCCGGCUCAAGUACCCGCCACCCGACGCCCACUCCUCCGUCUCCGAGUGUCUGCUGCCCUUCCAGACCCUUACCAUCGACCCCUGCUUCUACUUCGGGGAGCAGCACAAGGGCACGCUGGCGGGGCCUCUCCUCAUCCAGGACGACCUGGUCUUCGUCCCCAAGCCUGUCGACACCUCUGCCAUCCAGCUAGCGGCAUACAUCGAGCAGGUGCGAGACAAACUGGCCGAGAACAUCCACGAGAUGUGGGCCAUGAACAAGAUCGAGCAAGGCUGGACGUACAGCGAGCGACGGGACGACCUCCGCCUCCAUCACCCCUGCCUCACCUCCUUCGAGAAACUUCCGCCUAGCGAGAAGAGAUACGACGCUACGCUCGCUCUCCAGACUCUCAAGACAGUGCUGGCGUUGGGGUACCACAUUACCAUGGACAAGCCUCCCAGCCGUAUCCGCACCGUCAGGCUGCCCAACGACCCCUUCCUUCAGUCCAACGGCUACAAACCCCAACCCCUCGACCUGUCGCAGGUUAGCCUCACGUCCAAACUGGAAGAGCUGGUGGACCAGCUGGCGGAGAACACUCACAACAUCUGGGCCCGGGAGCGGAUCCUACAAGGCUGGACCUACGGCCUCAACGAGGACCCAGACAUGCAUCGCUCACCUCACCUCGUCAGCUAUGGAAACGUCGACGAUGCAAUCAAAAAGGCCAACCGAGACACAGCAUCCGAGACCAUUCGGACUCUCCUUGUGUAUGGCUACAUUCUGGAGGCUCCCACGGGAGACCAGGCUGAAGCGGCGGCCGCAGCCAUACAGAGCAUCAAGCGAGGCACGGCCCACCGAACCUACCGUCUGGAGAACACCAACGCCGUCACUUCUGGCAAAUGGUACUUUGAGAUGGAAGUUCUUACCUCUGGACCCAUGCGCGUGGGCUGGAUAGAGACGAGCAGUCCGCCCGGGACGGAGCUGGGCUGCGACGACAAGUCUUGGGCCUUCGACGGGUUCCGUCACAUGAAGCACCAUAUGGGCGGGACGGAGGCGUACGGACGACGUGCCCAGCCGGGCGACGUUGUGGGGGUAAUGAUGGACCUGCAUGACAAGACCAUCAGCUUCUCGCUCAACGGGGAGCUGAUGAUGGACGCGAGCGGGUCAGAGACGGCCUUCAGCGACGUCCAGGGAGACGCCUUCGUCCCUGCCUGCACUCUAGGCGUCGGCCAGAAGGCUCACUUAGUCUUUGGUCAAGACAUAAAUCAUCUCAAGUUCUUCACAACUUAUGGUCUCCAGGAGGGAUAUGAACCAUUCUGUGUGAACAUGGAGCGUCCGGUUACCUACUGGUACACAAAGGACCAGCCUAUUUUCGAGAACAACGAGGACUUGCCAGACUCGACUAUCGACGUGACGCGCAUCCCAGCGGGCUCCGAGACUCCUCCCUGCCUUAAGAUCGCCUCCAAGAUGUUCGAGCAGUGCGAGAAAGCCAACUGGGAGUUCCUACGAGUCUCCUUGCCAGUGGUGUGCGACCAGGUCUUUAUAGAUGAGGAAGAAAAGGCGGCUCGCUGGCAGGAAGUGAGGAACCGUCAGCACAGGAUCCAGCACGGGGAGGUUCAGCCUUCCAUGGCCUUCCAGAGCUCCCUCGUCGACACGGGCUUCUCCCUCUCAGACAUCAAAGAGCUUCACUAUAGUAAUGAGGAAGGUGUGGAGGCUGAUGAGGGCAUGGCCAGGAAAGGCACUUCAGCGGACAAGCCCUCUCAAGACCCUGUUACCUUGUCCACUGAGGUGACUCGCGAGACUCAGGAGGCGACGCCAGAACCAGCAGAGAGGAAAAAGCGAGGCAAGUCGCCUUUCAGGUUCUUCAGCAAAAAGCGUGAUGCGAGUGCUGACAGGAGCAGGAGCAAAGGCCGCACACCGGAGCCCUCGGCUAACAGCCUGGAUAUUCCUCGUCCUGCCAGGAAGAACAGGUCUCCCUCCGUCAGGCUAACUCAGGGAAUGGAGACCAAGCUGGUGCCUCCUGCUAUUCCUGAAAGACAGGGGGCGACGGAGGAGCUGCGGGAGGAGGAGCUGUUUGACCCAGAGUGCCUCAAACUGAUGAACGAGUAUUUCUACGGCGUUAGAAUCUUCCCUGGGCAGGACCCCGCCCACGUGUACAUCGGGUGGGUCACCACACAAUACCACAUUCACGACACCGCCUUCGACCAGAGCAAGGUCCGCUCCGUCAUCGUCCAGGAGUACACUGAGGAAGGACACAUUCAGAACGCCGUGGAGCGCCACAGCUGCUACAUGUUCCGGGCAGACGAACUCCACGCCGAAGUGACGUCCGACACUGGCGGGAAGAGCGCCUCGCAGGGUAUGUUCGUCGGAUGCUUCAUCGACGCAUCCACGGGCUUCAUCACGCUGCAGUGCGACGGGAAGGACACACGCCACAAGUACCGCAUGGAGCCCGGCACCAAGCUCUUCCCCGGCGUGUUCCUGGAGCCCACCAGCAAGGAGGUGCUCCAGAUCGAGCUGGGCCGCACGCCCACCACGCUGCCCUUGAGCGCCGCCGUCCUCCAGAACAGUGACAAACACGUCGUCCCUCAGAUGCCGCCACGCCUCAAGGUCCAGAUACUGAAGCCUUACCAGUGGUCCCGGGUGCCCAACACCUCCCUCAGGAUACACGCCCUCAAGCUCUCCGACAUCCGCGGCUGGUCCAUGCUAGCCGAGGACGCUGUGCCGAUGCUCGCCCUCCACAUCCCGGAGGAGGACCGAUGCAUCGACAUCCUCGAACUGAUCGAAUACGACAAGCUUUUAAGCUUCCACGCCCACACGCUGGCGCUGUACUGCGCCGUGUGCUACCAGAGCAACUACCGCGCUGCUCACACCCUCUGCUCACACGUCGACCAGAAGCAGCUGCUGUACGCCAUGCAGAGCGAGUACAUGUCAGGACCUCUGCGCAUGGGCUUCUACAACCUCCUGAUAGCACUGCACUUGGAGAGCUUCGCUAGUACAAUGGAGGUGACCCAUAAUGAGUUCAUCGUGCCCCUGAGCUCUGAGCUGAAGGAGAUCUACGCAGAUGAGACAAUGGGCAACUCUAUGUCUGCCACUCACACCGAGUCCAUCCGGCCCAUCAUGACAAUGUCCGACAUAUCCACCAACAUUGAGACCAUCAAGGGCCUCUCCUCACCGUACUUCCCGCUCGACGUCGCUAGAGAGUUCGUCAUGAACGCCCUUUCCGACGCCGUCAAGACCAACCAGAUCCACAAUAGGGACCCCAUCGGCGGCUCCAACGAAAAUUUGUUUGUUCCGCUGCUCAAGUUGGUGGACAAGCUGCUGCUGGUGGGUGUGCUGCAAGAUGAAGACAUCACCCGUCUCCUUAUUAUGAUCGACCCGCAGACAUGGGACCCCAACUUUGAGCCAGUUCCUGCUUCUCGCCCACAUACUCGUGCCUCUCUUCCACAUGUUCCUGCUUCUCGCCCACAUACUCGUGCCUCUCUACCACAUGUUCCUGCUUCUCGCCCACAUACUCGUGCCUCUCUUCCACAUGUUCCUGCUUCUCGCCCACAUACUCGUGCCUCUCUACCACAUGUUACUGCUUCUCUACCACAUGUUACUGCUUCUCUACCACAUGCUCCUGCUUCUCUACCACAUGUUCCUGCUUCUCUACCACAUGCUCCUGCUUCUCUACCACAUGUUCCUGCUUCUCUACCACAUGUUACUGCUUCUCGCCCACAUGUUCCUGCUUCUCUACCACAUGUUCCUGCUUCUCUCCCACAUGUUCCUGCUUCUCUCCCACAUGCUCCUGCUUCUCUCCCACAUGCUCCUGCUUCUCUACCACAUGUUCCUGCUUCUCUCCCACAUGCUCCUGCUUCUCUACCACAUGUUCCUGCUUCUCUCCCACAUGCUCCUGCUUCUCUACCACAUGUUCCUGCUUCUCUACCACAUGUUCCUGCUUCUCUCCCACAUGCUCCUGCUUCUCUACCACAUGUUCCUGCUUCUCUCCCACAUGCUCCUGCUUCUCUACCACAUGUUCCUGCUUCUCUACCACAUGUUCCUGCUUCUCUCCCACAUGUUCCUGCUUCUCUACCACAUGUUCCUGCUUCUCUACCACAUGUUCCUGCUUCUCUACCACAUGUUCCUGCUUCUCUACCACAUGUUCCUGCUUCUCUACCACAUGUUCCUGCUUCUCUACCACAUGCUCCUGCUUCUCUACCACAUGUUCCUGCUUCUCUACCACAUGUUCCUGCUUCUCUCCCACAUGUUCCUGCUUCUCUACCACAUGUUCCUGCUUCUCUACCACAUGUUCCUGCUUCUCUACCACAUGUUACCCUGCUUCUCUACCACAUGUUCCUGCUUCUCUACCACAUGUUCCUGCUUCUCUACCACAUGUUCCUGCUUCUCUACCACAUGCUCCUGCUUCUCUACCACAUGUUCCUGCUUCUCUACCACAUGUUCCUGCUUCUCUCCCACAUGUUCCUGCUUCUCUACCACAUGUUCCUGCUUCUCUACCACAUGUUCCUGCUUCUCUACCACAUGUUCCUGCUUCUCUACCACAUGUUCCUGCUUCUCUACCACAUGUUCCUGCUUCUCUACCACAUGCUCCUGCUUCUCUACCACAUGUUCCUGCUUCUCUACCACAUGUUCCUGCUUCUCUCCCACAUGUUCCUGCUUCUCUACCACAUGUUCCUGCUUCUCUCCCACAUGUUCCUGCUUCUCUCCCACAUGCUCCUGCUUCUCUACCACAUGUUCCUGCUUCUCUACCACAUGUUCCUGCUUCUCUACCACAUGUUCCUGCUUCUCUACCACAUGUUCCUGCUUCUCUACCACAUGUUCCUGCUUCUCGCCCACAUGUUCCUGCUUCUCGCCCACAUGUUCCUGCUUCUCGCCCACAUGUUCCUGCUUCUCUCCCACAUGUUCCUGCUUCUCUACCACGUGCUCCUGCUUCUCUACCACAUGUUCCUGCUUCUCUACCACAUGUUACUGCUUCUCUACCACAUGUUCCUGCUUCUCUCCCACAUGUUCCUGCUUCUCUCCCACAUGCUCCUGCUUCUCUACCACAUGUUCCUGCUUCUCUACCACAUGUUCCUGCUUCUCUCCCACAUGUUCCUGCUUCUCUACCACAUGUUCCUGCUUCUCUCCCACAUACUCGUGCCUCUCUACCACAUGUUCCUGCUUCUCUACCACAUGUUCCUGCUUCUCUACCACAUGUUCCUGCUUCUCUACCACAUGUUCCUGCUUCUCUACCACAUGUUCCUGCUUCUCUACCACAUGUUACUGCUUCUCUACCACAUGUUCCUGCUUCUCUCCCACAUGCUCCUGCUUCUCUCCCACAUGCUCCUGCUUCUCUACCACAUGUUCCUGCUUCUCUACCACAUGUUCCUGCUUCUCGCCCACAUGUUCCUGCUUCUCUACCACAUGUUCCUGCUUCUCUCCCACAUGCUCCUGCUUCUCUCCCACAUGCUCCUGCUUCUCUACCACAUGUUCCUGCUUCUCUACCACAUGUUCCUGCUUCUCGCCCACAUGUUCCUGCUUCUCUACCACAUGUUCCUGCUUCUCUCCCACAUGCUCCUGCUUCUCUACCACAUGCUCCUGCUUCUCUACCACAUGUUCCUGCUUCUCUACCACAUGUUCCUGCUUCUCUACCACAUGUUCCUGCUUCUCUCCCACAUGCUCCUGCUUCUCUACCACAUGUUCCUGCUUCUCUACCACAUGUUCCUGCUUCUCUCCCACAUGCUCCUGCUUCUCUCCCACAUGUUCCUGCUUCUCUCCCACAUGUUCCUGCUUCUCUCCCACAUGUUCCUGCUUCUCUACCACAUGUUCCUGCUUCUCUACCACAUGUUCCUGCUUCUCUACCACAUGUUCCUGCUUCUCUACCACAUGUUCCUGCUUCUCUACCACAUGUUCCUGCUUCUCUACCACAUGCUCCUGCUUCUCUACCACAUGCUCCUGCUUCUCUACCACAUGCUCCUGCUUCUCUCCCACAUGCUCCUGCUUCUCUCCCACAUUUUGGGUUUCAAAAACCUCUCCGAAGAGGAGCUGGAGGAGACCCCAUGUGGAGAAGACCUGAGGAAACAGAUGCAAGACUUCCAUGAUAAACUGAUGGCCAAGACUAAGAUACCGGGUGGAAAAGAGCAGGAUACUGACUCUGAGGAGACUACAACAGCUGACUCCACAGGAGUCAUGUCCAAAUUCCUGGGCAUUCUGGGAGGUGUUAAAGAGGAAGUGGAUGAGGAACCUGCUCCUGAACCUGAGGUGCUGGAUGCCGCCGAUAAGUUCAAGAAGGUCCUUGUUGAAACUAUCGUUCGCUGGGCCAGCGAAUCUUUUAUCGAAACUCCAGUUCUCAUUAGGGAGAUGUUCAGUCUGCUGCUGCGGCAGUACAACAGUAUUGGUGAGAUGAUGGCGGCCCUGGAGAAGACGUACGUCAUCAGCAGCACCACCAAGAAGGACGUGGAGACACUGUGGCUGUGUCUGAGCAAGGUGCGCGCUCUCCUCCCUGUCCAGAUGUCCCAGGAGGAGGAGGCCCUCAUGCGGGAGCUGCUGUGGACUCUGGUCAACAACCACAUCUUCUUCCAACACCCGGACCUGAUCCGCAUCUUGUGUGUUCACGAGAACGUGAUGGCCGUGAUGAUGAACACGCUGGGGCGCCGGGCCCAGGCCGUCAGCGAGACCCAGCCCCUCGAGGGAGAAGUGACCCAAGCAAAGGAGAAGGACACGUCGCACGAGAUGGUGGUGGCGUGCUGCAAGUUCCUCUGCUACUUCUGCCGGACGGGGCGCCAGAACCAAAAGGCCAUGUUCGACCACCUGCCCUUCCUGCUGGAGAACUCCUACAUCCUGUUGUCGCGGCCGUCCCUGCGAGGCACCACUCCCCUCGACGUGGCUUACUCCUCCCUCAUGGACAACACCGAGCUAGCCCUAGCCCUCAGGGAGCAUCACCUGGAAAAGAUCGCCGUGUACCUCUCAAGAUGUGGCCUGCAGAGCAACAGUGAGCUGGUGGAGCGCGGCUACCCUGACCUGGGCUGGGACCCCGUGGAGGGAGAGCGCUACCUAGACUUCCUCAGGUUCUGCGUCUGGGUCGGAGGUGAGAGCGUCGAGGAGAAUGCUAACUUGGUCAUCCGUCUGCUGAUCCGCAAGCCCGAGUGUCUGGGGCCGGCGCUGCGAGGCGAGGGUGAAGGCCUCCUUCGCGCCAUUAUCGACGCCAAUAAGAUGUCAGAACGUAUCUCAGCGCAACGUCUUGGCGCCGAGGCUGAAGGAGCAGUUCCCAUCGACCACCCGAUGCCUGCUGGCGACGACGACGAAGAUUACAUAGACACUGGGGCUGCUAUUCUAGCCUUCUACUGCACCUUAGUCGACCUGAUGGGUCGCUGCGCCCCUGAGGCCAAUGUCAUUGCCCAGGGCAAGAACGACAGCCUGCGAGCACGCGCCAUCCUCCGCUCUCUGGUACCCUUAGAGGACCUCCAGGGUGUUUUGUCGCUGCGCUUCACUCUGUCGACGACAGCGGCGGAGGAAGGCCGCAGCGACAUCCCUCCCGGCCUGAUCCCAGCACACAAGCAGAGUGUUGUGCUCUUCUUGGAGCGUGUCUACGGCAUGGACAAUGUGGAGCUCUUUUUCCGUCUCCUGGAGGACGCCUUCCUGCCCGACCUCCGCGCCGCCACCUCGCUAGAUAAGUCAGACGGGACGGAGUCGGAGAUGGGCUUGGCCCUCAACCGUUACAUUGGUAACUCCAUCCUGCCCGCCCUCAUCUCUCACUCCAGCUUCUACGCUGAGGCCGACCAGCACGCCCCGCUCCUUGACGCCACGCUCCACACCGUCUACCGCCUCUCCAAGUGCAAGAUUUUGACCAAAGGUCAGCGCGAGGCCGUGUCAGACUUCCUGAUAGCGCUGACGAGAGAGAUGCAGCCGGCGGCCCUCCUGCCGCUGCUGCGUAAGCUGACCAUCGACGUGUCCAAGCUCUCCGAGUACACCACCGUCGCCCUCAGGUUGCUGACGCUGCACUACGAGAGGUGCGGCAAGUACUACGGCACCUCCUCCAACACCCCCGGCACCGCCUCCGAGGAGGAGAAGAGACUCACUAUGAUGCUCUUCACAAACAUCUUUGAUUCUCUCGCCAAGAUGGAGUACGACCCGGAACUGUUUAGCAAGGCACUUCCGUGCUUGUCGGCCAUCGGGUGCUCGCUGCCGCCCGACUACUCCUUGACCCAUGGCCACGAGGACGAGCUCUACAACACCUCCUCCUGCGCCGAGGGACCCUACACGCCCACGCCCAUCGACACCACAGAUGUGCAGCCAGACCAGGACAUCCAGGACCUUAUAAAGAAGUUCAGUGAACAUUACCACGACGCGUGGGCCUCCCGCAAGCUGGAGAGUGGCUGGGUGUAUGGCGACACUUACUCCAUCGAGGAGAAGCUCCACCCAAGACUUAAGCCCUUCAGCAUGCUCUCUGACUACGAGCGGGAGCGGUACCGGGAACCCGUGCGGGACGCCAUUAAGGCCCUGCUGGCCAUCAACUGGAACAUUGAGUUCGAGAGUACUGAGGGUGUGAGCACCAGCGGCCGCGAGCAGCUUCACCGUCAGGACACUUCUGAUCUCUACAACUACAACCCUCAGCCUGUGGACAUGACCAACCUGACACUGUCAAGGGAGAUGCAGAACAUGGCUGAGCGUCUGGCCGAGAACGCUCACGAUAUUUGGGCCAAACGCAAGAAGGAGGAGCUGGACGCUUGCGGUGGGGGCAUCCACCCUCAGAUGGUGCCCUACGACAUGCUGACGGAGAAGGAGAAGCGCAAGGAUCGCUUCCGCUCCGUGGAGCUCCUCAAGUACCUGCAGUUCAUGGGAUACCGUCUUACAAGGGCUGUUGGUGAUGGCGACGACGGCGGAGCGUCCACCGGGGCCGUCGACCGCAGGUUCGCCUACAGUCUGCUGGAGAAGCUGCUCCAGUACCUCGACUGUGCUGCCAUCAACAUGAAGUUGUUGAGACCCUCUUCCAACCUUAGCAGACGCAACUCCUUCAAGACCUCCACAAAGGACGUUAAGUUCUUCUCCAAAGUUGUCCUCCCUCUCAUGGAGAAAUACUUCAGCACUAAUCGCAACUACUUCCUGGCGGUGGCUCUGACGACGAACAUGGUCGGUGCUGCAUCGCUCAAGGAGAAGGAAAUGGUUGCCUCACUCUUCUGCAAACUGGCAAACCUCAUGAGGAUCAAGAGCGUCUGCUUUGGCUCCGAUACAAAGGUUACAGUAAAAUGCCUGCAAGUGAUUGUGAGAGCAGUUGAUGCCAAGACUCUGGCCAAGAGUUUACCAGAGUUCGUCCGCACGUCCAUGUUGACCUUCUUCAACAACUCCGCCAUCGACCUGGAGCACUGUAUCCACUGCCUGCAGGAGGGUAAAUAUGCGUACAUCCGGGGCACUCACCUCAAGACGUCUGCCUCCCUCAACUACAUCCAGACGGUGUUGCUGCCCGUCCUCACCUCCCUCUUCGACCACACCGCUGCCUGCGAGUUUGGUCAAGACUUCCUCUUGGAUGAGAUCCAGGUGGCGUGCUACAAGAUCCUCGCCGCCCUCUACCAGCUGGGAACUGACCUCACUCUAGAUGGCGGCAAGACUUUCAUGAAGAAGGAGUUGGACCGCCACCGACCCUCCAUCGGCAACUGUUUGGGAGCCUUCGCCGCUACCUUUCCCGUGGCGUACCUGGAGCCCAUGAUGAACAAGAACAAUCCCUGGAGCAUUCAUAACCGCAUCGCUGACCAGUCCCUGGAAGCCCAAGAAAUCAUCGUUAAGAUGGAGACGGCAAUGCCCACGCUGGAAACCGUCUUAAAGCAGGUAGAAAAGUUUGUGGAAGAAGAGACAAAGCACGUUGACCAGCCUCAAAACAUUGACGUGCUGCUGCCUAUGUUGUGCUCCUACCUCCCCUUCUGGUGGAACCAAGGCCCAGACAACGUCAAUCCUUCCGAGGGGAACCACGUGUCGAUGGUGACGUGCGAGCACAUGAACCAGCUGCUGAGGCUGGUGCUGAGACUCAUCAUGUACAACGUGGGUGUGGAGAACGCUCCCUGGAUGACGCGCAUCGCCGGCUACACCCAGCAGAUCAUCAUUAACUCGAGCGAGGAGCUGCUGCGGGACUCCUACCUGCCCCUGGCUGACCGCGUCCACAAGCGCACCGAGCACAUGUUCAACAAGGAGGAGAACCUCAGAAGCUUCCUCAAGUCCACCACCGAGGAUACUAGCCAAGUGGAAGGUCAGCUGCAGGAGGAGUGGCAGCUGCUGACACGAGACAUCUACGCCUUCUAUCCGCUACUCAUCAAAUACGUGGAUCAGCAGCGAAACUACUGGCUCAAGAAUGACGUGCCGGAAGCUGAGGACGUGUACAAUCGUGUAGCUCAGAUCUUCCACAUAUGGUCCAACUCCCAGUACUUCCGGCGGGAGGAGACCAACUUUAUCAGCCAGAACGAGAUUGACAACAUGACGCUCAUCAUGCCCACGGCCUCCAGCCGUAGUCGCGCCUCCGCCGCCCCGGAGUCUGGCUCAGGGGGCAAAGUGAAGAAAAAGAAGAAGCGAACGGGUGGGAAGAAGGCGAGCAAGGAGAAGGAGCUAGCCUCCUCGCUGAUGGUGGCCUGCCUCAAGCGCCUCCUCCCCGUAGGCCUUAAUCUCUUUGCUGGCAGGGAACAAGAACUUGUGCAGCACUGCAAAGAAAAGUUCCUCGCGAAAAUUUCAGAGGUAGAGAUCCGAGACUUUUCCAAGACUCAGCUCACAUUGCCUGACAACUUCGACCCAUCUGACGCAAUGAACUGGCAACACACACUCUACUCUCGCCUGGGUGGAGGUCGUGUCCCAAGAGAAGACGAUGAUGAUAAAAAGUUGGUGCCUACCGUCGACGACACAGUCGACCGCAUCGUCGCCAUGGCCAAAGUUCUCUACGGUCUCCACAUUAUUGAUCACCCGCAGUCCUCCAAGGAGGUCUGGCGUUCUGUUGUGUCUAUCCAGAGGAAACGUGCAGUCAUCGCCUGCUUCAGACAGACUUCCCUCCACAUGAUGCCAAGGCAUCGCGCCGUCAACCUCUUCCUCCGGACCUACCGGGAAUACUGGCUGUCGGACGAAAAUGUUGGACAGGAGGUGGUCAUCGAGGACUUAACGCAAUCGUUUGAGGAGGCGGAGAGUAAGAAGAAGGAGGCGGAGGAGGAUGCUGGAGCGCCGGACCAGUUGACGCAGCUGGUGACAACCUUCAGUCACAAGGCGACCACAGAGCACACCGGCGUCUUGGCCGAGGACCCCCUCUACAUGUCUUACGCCGAGAUCAUGGCCAAGUCCUGUGGCGAGGAGGAGGAGGAAGGCGAGGAAGACGCAGGCGAGGACGCCGGCGGGAACGAGGACCCGGCCGCCACUCUUAAUGAACAAGAGCUGGAGAAGCAGAAGCUGCUGUUCCACCAGGCGCGGCUCUCCAACCGUGGCGUGGCCGAGAUGGUGCUGCUUCACGUGUCCGCGGCCCGCGGCCAGCCCGGCGACAUGGUCAUGACCACCCUCAAGCUGGGCAUUGCUAUCCUCCGGGGCGGUAAUGUUGACUGUCAGGCGGCCAUGUUGACUUACCUGAAGGAGAAGAAGGACGCCUCCUUCUUCCUGUCCAUCGCCGGGUUGAUGAAUUCGUGCUCGGUGCUCGACCUGGACGCCUUCGAGCGUAACACCAAGGCCGAGGGUCUGGGUGUGGGCGCCGACGGCUGCGCCGGAGAGAAGAACAUGCACGACGCUGAGUUCACUUGCGCGCUCUUCCGCUUCAUCCAACUGACUUGUGAAGGUCACAACUUGGACUGGCAAAACUACCUGAGGACUCAAGCAGGGAACACGACGACGGUCAACGUUAUCAACUGCACCGUAGACUACCUGCUGCGUCUGCAGGAGUCCAUCAUGGACUUCUACUGGCACUAUUCUUCUAAGGAGAUCAUCGACCCUGCCGGCAAGGCCAACUUCUUCAAGGCUAUUGGAGUGGCCAGUCAGGUCUUCAACACGCUGACUGAGGUGAUUCAGGGGCCAUGUGUGGGCAACCAGCAGACCCUGGCCCACUCUCGUCUGUGGGACGCCGUCGGUGGCUUCCUCUUCCUAUUUGCCCACAUGCAGGACAAGCUCAGUAAACACUCCUCGCAGGUCGACCUGCUCAAGGAACUCCUUAACCUGCAGAAGGACAUGGUUAUCAUGAUGCUGUCUAUGCUGGAGGGUAACGUUGUCAACGGGACGAUUGGUAAGCAGAUGGUGGACACCCUGGUGGAGAGUGCCUCCAACGUCGAGCUGAUACUGAGGUACUUCGAUAUGUUCCUUAAACUAAGGGACCUUACCAGUUCAACCACCUUCCAGGAGCUGGACAUGAACAAGGAUGGCACUGUAACACCCAAGGAGUUUAAGGAGAAGAUGGAGCAGCAGAAGAACUACACCACGGAGGAGAUUAACUUCUUACUGAUGUGUUGUGACUGUAACCAUGACGGCAAGAUUGACUAUUUGGAGUUCACUGAACGCUUCCACAACCCAGCCAAGGAGAUCGGGUUCAACUUGGCAGUGCUGCUCACUAACUUGUCAGAGCACAUGCCCAACGACCCGCGCCUCGCCAGGUUCUUAGAGACGGCAGGUUCAGUUCUCAAUUACUUCGAACCGCUACUCGGACGCAUCGAAAUCAUGGGUAGUUCGAAGCGCAUUGAGCGAGUGUAUUUUGAGAUCAAGGAGGAAAACAUCGACCAGUGGGAGAAGCCCCAGAUUAAGGAGUCCAAGCGAGGGUUCUUCUACGCCAUCGUGACCGAGGGAGACAAGGAAAAGCUGGAAGCUUUCGUCAACUUCUGUGAGGAUGCUAUCUUUGAGAUGCAGCACGCCGCCGCUCUCAUGGAGGAGGAAGACGACGCUAUGGCCAAGAAGUGCGAAGCUGAUGCACUCAAGUACCUCACUGAAGACGAGGAAGAAAAAACGGGCAUGGAUCUGAUUAAGGCCAAGAUUGGAGGUAUGAAGGAUCAGGUGCUGGAGACAUUCUCCAUAUUAGCGCCAUCUAACGUGAAGAGGAAAAUCAAGGAGAUCAAACAGAUGACCCCAGCCGAACUGGCCGUGGGUUUCUGUCGCUUAUUGUUUCUGAUAAUGUACCACAGCGCCUUUGGUGUGUUCUACGUCUCCCGCAAGGUGUGGCGAGCCACCAUGAGGCUGAUGCAAGGCCCGCCCCUCGAGCAGGCGGAGCAGAAGGAGGAGAAGUCUGGUCCAUUCGUGCGUCUGGCUAUACCAGCGUUACCGGACGUUGCUCUUGAUCAACUGCCGCCGCCUGCUGCAGAAGCCAAGCCUGAAGGAGAACAACUUUCGUUGGAGGCUAAACCUGAGGAUAUCAUCGACGACGAUAAGAUGAAGCCGGUGCUGGACGCUCUGGCGGAGCUCAAGGACGACAUCACCCCAGAGCAAGCUAUCGCUGCUGUCAAGUUUGGUGGGGACGGCAGCGCUGGUCACCUCGAAGCCGCGGAGAAGAAAGCAGUAGAGGCAGCCCAGCAGGAGGCCAUGCAGAGGAAUGAAGAACAACCUUCAGCUGCUGCCGCAGAGCCGCCUCCAGUGGCACAGGUGGACCUGAGCAGCUACAACAAGCGGGCCGUCAGCUUCCUGGCCAGGAACUUUUACAACCUCAAGUAUGCCGCGCUCGUCCUCGCCUUUUGUAUCAACUUUAUCCUUCUCUUCUUCAAGGCGUCAGCCCUGGGAGGUGUGGAGGAGGAAGAGGAAGCUGUGGCGGUGAACAAUCCUUUCGCCUUUGGCUCGGGCGACCUGCUGGGCUCCGGGGACGCCGCCGUUCUCGGCGACGCUGACGGAGACGAACUCGGCUCUGGCAACUUUACCUUAGGUGAUGACGAUGACGACGACGAAGAUGAGGAGGAGGUUGAGGAGUGGAUCCACAUGGAUGACCGGUACUUCUACCUGGAACACGUCAUCCGUCUCUUCUCCGUCACCCACAGCAUCGUUGCUCUCUGCAUGCUCCUCGCCUACUACAAUCUCAAGAUACCGCUGGUGAUAUUCAAGCGCGAGAAGGACGUGGCUAGGCGCCUGGAGUUCGACGGGAUAUAUGUCGCUGAGCAGCCCGAGGACGACGACAUCAAGGCCCACUGGGACAAGCUGGUCAUCUCUGCCAAGAGUUUCCCCAACAAUUACUGGGACAAGUUCGUGAAGAAGAAGGUGCGACAAAAGUACAGUGAAACCUACGACUUCGAUGCCAUCUCCAACCUGCUGGGAAUGGAGACCACCAUGAGCUUCAAGCAGGAGGAGGCUUCCACUGGCAUUAUUGGAUACAUGACGUCGGUGGACUGGAGGUACCAGGUGUGGAAGGCUGGAGUCACCAUCACUGAUAAUCAAUUCCUGUACAACCUGUGGUACCUGACCUUCUCCAUGCUGGGAAACGUCAACUACUUCUUCUUCGCUGCUCACCUGCUGGACGUGGCUGUGUCCAUCCCCUCGCUCAAGACCAUCCUCCAGUCCGUCACACACAACGGCAAACAGUUGAUCUUAACAUGCAUGCUGCUGACCAUCAUAGUAUACUGCUACACUGUCAUCGCCUUCAACUUCUUCAGGAAGUUCUAUAUCUCUGAGGAAGACGACGUGGUGGACCAGAAGUGUCACGACAUGCUCACGUGCUUCGUGUUCCACCUGUAUAAAGGUGUUCGAGCCGGUGGCGGUAUCGGCGACGAAAUCGAAUCCCCUGAUGGCGACGACUACGAGCUCUACCGCAUCAUCUUCGAUAUCACCUUCUUCUUCUUCAUCAUUGUUAUCCUGCUGGCUAUUAUUCAGGGUCUUAUCAUCGACGCCUUUGGUGAACUGAGAGACCAGCUGGAGUCGGUGAAGGAGAACCUGGAGAGCAACUGCUUCAUCUGCGGUAUAGGCAGCGACUACUUCGACGCUGUGCCGCAUGGCUUCGAUAUGCACGUACUCAAGGAACAUAAUUUAGCUAACUACAUGUUUUUCUUAAUGCAUCUGAUCAACAAAGAUGAGACGGAGUACACUGGACAGGAGACAUAUGUGUGGAAUAUGUACCAGCAGCGGUGCUGGGACUUCUUCCCCGUUGGCGACUGCUUCAGGAAACAGUACGAGGAAGAGCUGUCUGGCGGAGGCUCUGCUAGCUGAGCGUCUUCAAGUUCUCUGCUGCUUAUAUUUACCUGUUUCCAGUUCAACUGUAUGGGGACGUAUUUUGCCAUAAAUAUUGUAAUUUAUGUGAUGGAUUAUCGGAGUCAAAAUACAUAUAUAUUUUUUAUUGUAUGAAAAAUAAAUCUGUGGUGGUAUUCUA
This is a messenger RNA of Procambarus clarkii (red swamp crayfish), 16084 nucleotides long. The record is from RefSeq and is a predicted model, not a curated record. Lineage: Eukaryota; Metazoa; Arthropoda; Malacostraca; Decapoda; Cambaridae.